Messenger RNA from Racocetra fulgida, 158 nucleotides. The record is from the annotation of a GenBank genome assembly. Lineage: Eukaryota; Fungi; Glomeromycota; Glomeromycetes; Diversisporales; Gigasporaceae.
AUGGUAAAAGCUGAAGUGCAAUUUACUAAUAGGUUAGUACAACAGAGCUUAAAUCAAAAUAUUUUAUUAGAUCUAACAGAUAAUGAUUUAGGUAAAGACAAAGAAGCAUUAAUGAAUAGUGAUGAAGGGAUUGAUAGAGAUGAAAUUGAUAGAAUGAA